Messenger RNA from Didymosphaeria variabile, 882 nucleotides. RefSeq lists its product as uncharacterized. The coding region runs from base 1 to 882 and encodes 293 amino acids. Gene Ontology annotation, cellular component: zeta DNA polymerase complex. The record is from RefSeq and is a predicted model, not a curated record. The transcript has a single exon. Lineage: Eukaryota; Fungi; Ascomycota; Dothideomycetes; Pleosporales; Didymosphaeriaceae.
AUGCCCACAACCUACCUCACCACCCUCUCCGCCUUCACCCACUUCCUCACCGCCUACAUCCACAACCUGCUCUACCUGCGGCACCUCUACCCGCUCCCCUCCUUCCUUUGCACCCGCUUCCACAACACGCCCGUCUACCAAUCGCGGCACCCCGAUGUCUGCCAAUGGAUAAAAGACGCCGUCGCCGCCGUCCGCGACGAGCUCCUCAAAGGCACCGUGGCGCGCAUCGCCAUCGUGGUAUACCAUCCAGGCUACGAUGAAGGCAGCGGCAGCGUGAAGAUACUGGAGCGGUACAUGCUGGAUGUGAGCGGGUUCCCGGUGGUGACGCGAGAGGAAAGGUUUAUGGAUAUUGAGUGGGAGAAGAGCGAGAAGGAGAAGGUGGAGGCGGAGAAGCGGGCUGCGGAGGAAGCUGCUGCGGCAGCUGCGGAAGUCGUUGGGAACAAAGGGAAGGGGAAGGCGAAGCAGAAACCCGAGGGACUUGACGCUGAUGUCGAUGUCAAUCUGUCGGAGCAGUUCCGCGCUGCGUUCAUUACACUUACUACGCGUGCAUCUCAGCUUGAGCCGCUGCCGCCGGAUUGCUCGUUCAACAUCAGCAUGGAGCUCAAGGACGAGGCAGACGUGGAUCCGCCCAUAGGACAUCCGCAGAAGUGGGUGCCGAGCCAGCCCAGCUUGCAGAAGACGGGGAGGAAGGGCGCCGUGUUGAACGACGACGAGAUGCACAGCCGUCCAGAAGGUGAAGACCUGGGCGGUGCAAAGGUCACGCCGAUCAGGACCGUAGAAGCUGGGGUGUUCCGGUUUGAGACUUGGAUUGAGGAGGGGAGGGCGAAGUUCGAGACACAUUGGCCGUCACAGCAGAGCAGCCUUGACAGUUCAGCGGGAUGA